CUGUGGUGUCAGUGAGGAGUGUGUCUCUGCUGGAGGGGCAGAGGCAGAGAGAGCGAUGGAGGAGGAUGCUGCCCGGUGGAGGAGCUGAGGUAGUACAACACACUUUCUCCCUCCUUGAGCGCAUCAACGAGCUCUGGUCCAUAGGCGGCCAGCAGAGAGAUCCACACAAGAUCCCAGAAACAUAAGAAUUACGAGUGAAGAGGGGAGCUGGGAAAAGAAAGAGGAAGAAGAAGAAGAAGGGGGCUACAGGAAACCGAAGGCAUCAAAGUCUACACUGAGGAGGAUUUGAGGAGUCUGCGUCUAUAAUCCGACAUCACAGGCGGAAUGUGAAACCAAAUAACUUAUGUUAAUUGGAGAUUUGAGCGAAUGGGCUGUGAUGCGAUUUGACCGGCUCCGGAGCACCGAGAGGAGCGUGUGAGAUUGGCCACUUGGAUUUCAAUCUUCGAGGUUUUCGGAGAGUGUCUGUCUUCGCCGUCCACUUCUCCUCAGAACUGAUUUGCAGCCCGGUUGUUUGCGUCUUAAAAACAACAAAAAAAAGGAGUUGGCUAUCAGAUCUUCUGUCGGACUGCACACACACACACACACACACACACGCGCGCACACACUCUGGAGUUCUCAUUAUCGCGGACUGGAGGGAUGGUUUUAGUGCGUCCGCUUCGCAAUGACUGCCGCGUAAUUUCCCAGGUCCGACCGAGGUCCGCCAGACUUUGUGGACAAGGCGGAGGCUGCUGGUCGUUGUCCGUGUCCGUCCGACCCACGGCAGGCGGACACAGUGGACCGCGAGACGAGCCCAAGGAGUGACAAGUGACAUUCACCCGACCUGCGCCACGGACAGCUCCGGGUCAACUUCGAAACUGAAGCGCGCAAGUUUCCGGUCUGGGAUAUAGCCCCAAAGAAUAGAUGAUUCUCAGAGGACGGAAGACGAAAUACACUUAGGCCUGCAAGAUGUUCAAAGGGGGCUGCGGGCUUGAGUUCCUGCUGGUUCUCUGUGGGCUCGAGUUUUCCUGGUCCUGCCCUCGUCACUGUAUCUGCUACACUGCACCCAGCACCGUCUCCUGCCAAGCCCACAACUUCCUGUCGGUCCCUGAAGGCAUUCCUCCUGACAGUGAGCGCAUCUUCUUACAGAACAAUAAGAUCCAUCGCUUACUUCGGGGCCACUUCAGCUCCAACACUGUCACUCUCUGGAUUUAUUCCAACAACAUUACAUACAUUGAGCCCUCCACCUUCCACGGCUUCACACUGCUGGAGGAGCUGGAUCUGGGAGACAACCGCCACCUGCGCUCCUUGGCUGAAGACACCUUUCACGGCCUGAGUCGGCUCAAUGCGCUACACCUGUAUCGAUGCGGACUCAGUUCACUUCCUAACAACAUCUUCCAAGGCCUCAGAAAUCUGCAGUAUCUCUACUUGCAGGAAAAUCAUCUGAAGUUCCUGCAGGAUGACACAUUUAUGGACCUCCACAACCUGAGCCACCUGUUCCUGCACGGAAACCGUCUGUGGAGCCUUAACCAGAACACCUUCCGAGGCCUUCGAGCCUUGGACCGACUGCUUCUGCACCAAAACCAGAUCGAGUGGGUUGACCCCCUGGCAUUCCAUGACCUGAAACGUCUGACCACCCUCUACCUGUUCAACAACUCCCUGAUACAGCUGUCUGGACAGUGCCUGGACAUGCUUCCCGCCCUUGAAUACCUGCGCCUCAACGACAACCCCUGGACAUGUGACUGUAAGGCCCUGACGCUAUGGGAAUGGUUGAAACGUUUCAGAGGCUCAACAUCCUCAGUGGGUUGCGAGGCACCAGUGGAUAUGGUUGGGAAAGACCUCAAAGAGUUGCGCAAGGAGGACUUUCCCAACUGCUCACCAACUGUUCCUAACUCUGAGUCCAGAGCCCAGACUAACAAUUUAUCUGGCACGGUGAAUCCAUCUAUGAAUCGUGGUGUAGCAGUGGGCUCUGGAGGGCAGACCCACAUAGUGCACCCCUCGAGGCCUGGCCGUUCUCGGAACUGCACAAAGCCUCGUAACAGGGUGAGCAAGGGGAAGGGUGACAAUGAGGUCCAUCACUCGAAGGAGGUCAUGGCAGACAAGGAGGAUUCCUCUCCAGAUUUCUCAGAUGGGGGAAAACAUGACCACACGUCCCCAGACGGCACCGUCACAAGGAGGAAGCACAAGUGCACUCCCCGGACCACUGUUCGCCCCCCUAGUGGGGUUCAGCAAGCCAACAGGGCAAUCUUAUCCAAGUCCUUGCUACAUGUCUACGCCCUCUUUGUGGCCUUGAUAACAACAAAUAUUGACUACAUUCUCCGUUGACCUUUAGAGGGUUUGUUAAUGCUAAUCACAAAAAACAGCCCUCAGAUCCUCUAUUGCUCCUGCACUACAAGGCCUGUGUGUGUUAUGUUUGUUGUGUGCGUGUGCGUGUGCGUGCGUAUGCGUGUGCGCGUGAUUAUAUGUGUAAAUGUUGUGUAGGGAGCUUCACUGAUCAGACUGAGAAAAGGUAUAAAAUAUCUACGACAGAGAGACUCACAGCUCAAGAUCUGGAGGGACCGAGAAUGAAAGAUGAAUACAGACCAAGCUCACACUGCCACUGAAGCCAGUAUGAUUUCCUCUUCAUAUGUCUCAUCAUCUAAUAUAUUUUUUUUUUACUUCUGUUUUCCUUUAACUGGAGCUUGAAUGACCAAAAUGUGAUGAAAAGAGAGCAAAAGAGAAGAGGAUGACAGAGCAAGCAAAAUAAAACUUGUUAAUUUGUGAGCUGAGACAGAUGAGUUUGUCAUUCGAGUGCUCAAUCCAGCUUUAAUUUUUAGUUCAGUUUAUGAAUUGUUACCAAGAAGGUAAAAUGGAGAGUCGAUGACACUGUAAAGACUCUGUUGUCAGUCCUUUGUUGCUCUCAUCCUUUCUAAAAUAUAUUUGUAUGGUUUAUCCUUUGCUAACAACAUAUCCCAACAUGGUGCAAGAGUUUCUUAUAGACAAAAAGGUGAUGAAUAAGCAUGGAAAUAAAUUGUCUAUCAGUAUGAAACAUGGUAGUGUCAUUCUCGUUACAGAAUGGAAAUCUAUAGCCACAGGUGUAUUAAGGCCAUAAACAGAACAACCAGUAAGCUUAUAAAUUGUAUGAAGCUGUAACAAAUCACAGUCACACAAUCACACCAUAGUUCUGCACUCAACUCUGCUUCUAUCUUCAUUUACACCACUUCGCUCCUUCUGUGCAACUGAAUAAUAAGCUGCUAAUUGUUUCAAGAUGACGAGGACUGCCAUGUGCUAUUUUUAUUUUGCUUGGAAAAAUAAGAAAAAUCUCUGGGAGAUCAAGCUGUGAAUAUUGAAGAGUCUGUCUAUAUCUCGUGUCAGAUGUUGUUCAUUUAAUUUUUCUAAGACACAAAAUGGACCGAGACAUGGAUCCCUACUGCUGGGCCAACGGGAGCCUUAGAGGCCAAGAGUCAACUGGGGCUUUCUCAAUUUCCCAGUGAGGUUGUGCUGAACUGAUCCCUCAUUGUGAAUGUGAGGAACACUUUUUUUUUUCUUGAUCACUUAAACUGCAAAAGAACACAAGGGGGAAAAAAUGUGUGCGUACCUUAAAUGACUUGUGAUCAAAAAUAGAAAGUGAAGAAACACUUUCUAAACACAAAAAAGAAUGGAGCAUGGCAAAACAGGGAUCACACUGAGAGAAUGUUGCCUCUUGAUUAACUGAUGUGAUUGUCCAUGGAUGUGAGGAUCCAAGACCAAGACAAUCGCUUCUGAAGUAACAAGGGAACGCAGCACAAUGCCGACUGACAGACGGACAGUUACGGGACAUCUCGCUGUACUUCUGGCUUUUGUGCCUCUCUUGAAUCUACUGAUAAGAUGGUGUUUGUAUCAGUGAUGUGAACUGUACCAGUAACAAUGGAGACGAGGACUUCUUGCAGUGCUGAUAUUAAUCAUUUAGUGUAUUACUAUGAAAAAAAAACAAUAUCAGUGACAUCAAUGAUGAUAACAGGGUUUUUCUGCUCCUCUUGUCAGGAGUCUUUAGACUUUUUGAUUUUCUGGUGAAUUGUUAAUUUACGUAUUUUUCAUGUUAUAUUUUUGGAACCUUUAAUUUGUUAAUGCACAAUUCCUCACCUCCAUUUCUUCUUUUACUGUAUGCCAAUUAAUUCAUCUUCUUUCUUUGCCAUAAUUCAAUUGUUCAGUAAGUUAUCAUCAGAGAACAACAGUACAAAAAUGUUUAUAAAGAUAUUAAAAUCUAUAUCUUCUUAUGUCUACCGUGGCAGCCUGAGUCUGUUUAUUGCUGCAUUAAAGGUUUUAUAUGGUUAUGU
This is a messenger RNA of Scophthalmus maximus (turbot), 4271 nucleotides long. It is a transcript of the gene rtn4rl1b, whose product is annotated as reticulon 4 receptor-like 1b. The coding region runs from base 946 to 2301 and encodes 451 amino acids. NCBI's taxonomy places the organism in Eukaryota, Metazoa, Chordata, Actinopteri, Pleuronectiformes, Scophthalmidae. The transcript is spliced from 3 exons. Gene Ontology annotation, cellular component: plasma membrane. Gene Ontology annotation, molecular function: protein binding. The record is from RefSeq and is a predicted model, not a curated record.